UUGAUUUUGGUAAUACUGUUGUUGUUGAGGUUCUUUCUUUUGUUUUACUUUGUGGGUUUGUGUUGAAAUUGAAGUCUGUGAAGUUAUUUUCUUGAGGAUGUUUUUGGUUUGUUUGGUUUUAGCCUAGUUUUAUAGGUUUUAACUUGUGUGAGUUUGCUGAGUGUUUCUUGCAUGACGUUUUUUUUUUGUUUGUUGAUGUUUAUUUGUUGUGUGCUGAUAUUGGGUUUUGAGAAAGUUGGGAACUUUAACUUCAUUUAAGUGGUUUUGUAAUGGAGUAAAGAAACGAUCUUUAACUCAUACCUCUAGAAUUGGAAUUUGUUGUUUUAGGUGCUUGUUGAGUAAUGAGGUUUUUUUCUUUCUGAGGGAACACUUUUUUUUGUUUGUUGAUGUUUAUUUGUUGUGUGCUGGUAUUGGGUUUUGAGAAAGUUGGGAACUUUUACUUCAUUUAGGUGGUUUGUAAUGGAGUAAAGAAACGAUCUUUAAUCUCACACCUCUAGAAUUGGAAUUUGUUGUUUUAUGUGCUUGUUGAGUAAUGAUUUCUUCUGUCAGUCUUUGUAGGGUUAAGGUCCGCCUCAGACCCCACUUGUGGUUGUUGUUGUACUUUUAAUGUCCAAAAUUAGAGCUUUGGUGAGUGGUUGUGCUGGUUUUGUUUUGAGAUGAAUGAAUUUGUCCAUCAACUGAUGAUGGUCUAAAUUCUUCUGUCUCAUUGUUUAUUGCUCAACUUUUAUGCUCAGUUAUCUGGGAAGAUGUUUAGUAAGAUUGGGAAGAAUAGAUGUUUGCUGAGUAGCCUGAUCGGUAUCUUGGCCUCAUUUAAUUAUUACCAAGGUAGAAACAAGGAGUCAGGUCUCUAUUAGGAAUUGAAAGUUGCUUUUGAAAAAAAGCCUAGUUCUUUAAUUAAAGUUGGUGUCUUUGGGGGCUCUCCACGAGGUAGGGUUAGGGCUUGCGUACACUCUACACUCCCCAGAUCCCACUUGUGGGAUUACACUAGGUAAGUUGUUGUUGUUGUCUUUGGGGGCAUCUUGUGGUUCUAGAAUUUUGAGGAGAAGCAUCUUGCACCAAGUUGAAAUAAUUGACUGAUUGGUGUAGCUGUGGACCCAAAGAUGACUAUCAUCUGUUUGCAAGUGUACAGCUUUACCCAUAAUUUAAGAAGUUGAAAGCUGAAACAGGAGCAAGAGAGGUUUAGAAUUUUUAUUAUGCAGUUAUCUUUGCUCUCUAUUAGAGCUGGUAAAGAGCUCUUAAUGUUGUAUCAACUAGCAUUCCCAGCCUGUAUAUCACACCUGUUUGGUUGUAAUUUUUUUUGUUAAAUGCUCUCUGGUUUCUUUAGCUAAUGUAUAUGAAUGCAAACUAUGAAACCCCCCAAUUCAUCAGAAAGAAAAUGAAUAAUGCAGAAUAAAAUCACAUAGCAAAUGUGAAGGUGAUAGGAGAGACUCAACCCCAGAUGUUCCUUGCAAUCACGUAAUGUUGACAAUAUCACUUGAGAAUAUACGCUAGUUUGUUUUAGAUCUUCUGAAGAUGCCAAUUAUAAAUGUAUCUAAAGAAAAGGGAAGAACACCAUGGGAGAUUCGUCCAGGAUCUAAUUCCGUCCUUAUCACUAAUGACGCUUCUCUUUUCACAAGCUCAGUGCCUGUUCUUCAACAUGAGAAGCUGAAAGUAAGUGACGGCGACCAUGGCCAUCAAUCUGUUGAUGAUGCAUCACCAAGCUUGAAGAUAAUUCACCCGGAUGUAGAGGUUGAUGUGCUGCUGGAUGAUGGUGAAAAUCGUGCAAUUGGAAGCUUGCUUCCUGAUGACGAGGAUGAACUUUUAGCUGGGAUAAUGGAUGGGUUUGACCCUAGUCAGUUUCCCAACCACACAGAUGACUUGGAAGAGUAUGAUAUUUUUGGAAGUGGAGGAGGCUUAGAGUUGGAGUUUGAUGGUCAGGAACACUUAAACCUGGGUAUAUCGAGAGUAAGUCUGGCUGAUCCAGAUAGCAAUGGAGCUGCUAUUUAUGGACUUUCAAAUGGUGGGGGUGCGGUUACCGGAGAACAUCCACUUGGAGAGCACCCUUCAAGAACAUUAUUUGUUCGCAACAUAAAUAGCAAUGUUGAGGAUUCUGAGCUAAGAACUCUCUUUGAGCAAUAUGGUGAUAUCCGAACUCUCUAUACUGCCUGUAAGCAUAGGGGCUUUGUCAUGAUAUCAUACUUCGAUAUUCGUGCUGCUCGAACUGCAAUGCGAGCAUUGCAAAAUAAGCCACUGCGAAGGAGAAAACUAGACAUACAUUUCUCAAUCCCUAAGGACAACCCCUCUGACAAAGAUGUAAAUCAAGGAACUCUUGUGGUUUUUAAUCUAGAUCCAUCUGUAUCAAAUGAUGACCUCCGCAAAGUAUUUGGGCCUUAUGGUGAGAUCAAAGAGAUAAGGGAAACACCACACAAGAGGCACCAUAAGUUUAUCGAAUAUUACGAUGUCAGAGCUGCAGAAGCUGCCCUUAGGUCCUUAAAUAAGAGUGCCAUAGCUGGCAAGCGGAUAAAGCUUGAACCAAGCCGCCCUGGAGGAGCUAGACGAAAUCUUGUAUUGCAAUCAUCUCAAGAACCUGAACAAGAUGAUUCUUGGACUUUUCGGCAUCCAUUGGGUUCCUCAAUUGGUAAUUCCUCCCCGGGUAAUUGGCCACAAUUUGGCAGCCCUAUAGAGCAUGGCUCCACGCAAAGUCCUGGCACUUCACCAGGCUUUAGAUCCCUGAGUCCCACCAUUGCCAAUAAUCUACAUGGGUUAGCUUCAAUUUUGCAUUCUCGUGCAUCAAAUACCUUGACGGUAGCACCUAUUGGUAAUGCUCGCACAAUGAGCGGUCAUGCAGAUUUCCCUAUUGGUUCAAACCAUGGUGUUCCCUUCGCUCAGUCUAAUUCUUUCCCUGAGCCUAAAAUAAGCCAGUUUGGUGGAACAGUGUCCUCUUUUGGUGCUUCAAGUACAAAUGGUUCUGCUGUUGAAACACUCUCAGGACCACAGUUUCUCUGGGGCAGUCCAAAGUUGCAGUCUCAACAGAGUAAUUCUUCAGCCCGGAAAACUGAGUCUUUGGGGAAUGCUUUUUCAUUUGGUGGUCAGGGCGAUAGGUUUUCCUUGUCAAAUCAUCAAAAAUCUUUCCUCAAUUCAUCUCAGCACCAUCAUCACCACCUUCAUCAUGUUGGAUCUGCUCCAUCUGGUCUUCCCCUUGAUAGGCACUUUGGUUUUUACCCAGACUCAUCAAUCUUGAGCCCAGGUUUUAGGGGCAUGGGUAUAGGUCCUCGUGAUGGAAGUUUGAUGGUUAACUAUGGUUCUCGUACUACUUUGAAUGCUGGUGUUGCUGUUCCAAGGAAUAUGUCGGACAAUGCUUCUCCUAGAUUUGGCAUGAUGUCUUCCCAAAAACUUGGUCCAUUGUUCCUUGGUAAUGGUCAUUUCCCAGGACAUGCAGCUACUAGCUUUGAGGGGCUGACUGAACGCAGUCGCACUCGACGUGUUGACAAUAAUAAUGGGAACCAGAUGGACAACAAGAAGCUGUUUCAACUUGAUUUGGAUAAGAUUAGAUGUGGUGAAGAUACUCGGACUACUUUGAUGAUUAAAAAUAUUCCUAACAAGUACACCUCCAAGAUGCUUUUAGCUGCUAUUGACGAACAACAUAAAGGCACUUUUGAUUUUCUGUAUCUGCCCAUCGAUUUCAAGAACAAAUGCAAUGUGGGAUAUGCCUUUAUCAACAUGUUGUCUCCAUCACUCAUUAUCCCAUUUUAUGAGGCAUUUAAUGGAAAGAAGUGGGAGAAAUUCAAUAGUGAGAAAGUUGCUGCUUUGGCUUAUGCUCGGAUUCAGGGAAAGACGGCCCUUGUUGCCCACUUCCAGAAUUCAAGUUUGAUGAAUGAAGAUAAGCGAUGUAGGCCAAUCCUUUUCCACUCAGAAAGUUCAGAAUUGGGGGAUCAGAUUGUUCAGGAACAUCUUUCAUCAGGCUGCUUACAUAUUCAAGUCUGCCAGUCAAACGAGUCAGACAUCCUGGGGUCACAAGGCAGCCCACCUGAGGAUCCAGUUGACGAAUUGGAGAAUAGCUAGCAGUAGCAUUGGAAUUUAUUUUUUUUGCUCGCGGCUUUAAGAGUGCAGCUGGCUAGUACAAGUGUGAGAUACAUGUGCAGAGUAGCAUGAUUUAAGGCACAGAAUAGAAGUAUGAAGAUCUUUGUAUUAUAAUGAGUAGGUGUUUUUGGUUAAAAAUCUCUAAGAGGAAGAGGGUUCUGUUAGACUUAAGUACAUCAAGCAUCUGUGUAGGUUCAUGUUGUAAUCCUAUGGCAAGUUGAAAUGGCAAAUGCUAUCUCAACAUGGCAUGCAAGGUUAUAGUUUUGUAACAUUGUUUUGGUGGUUAGAGUGAAGAGGGGAUGCUUGAAAUUUGUAAAGUGGGAAGGAAAGCUGGCUGUUGUUUUGUAUCAAACAAGCAUUUUGGUAUUUAUAUUGAACUUGCUAGAAAAUUGCAUAACAAAA
Molecule: messenger RNA, 4461 nt
Organism: Solanum tuberosum (potato)
Lineage: Eukaryota; Viridiplantae; Streptophyta; Magnoliopsida; Solanales; Solanaceae
Product: AML1
Exons: 12
Coding region: 1513-4041 (842 amino acids)
Molecular function (GO): RNA binding
Source: RefSeq, a predicted model, not a curated record